Molecule: messenger RNA, 5186 nt
Organism: Xenopus laevis (African clawed frog)
Lineage: Eukaryota; Metazoa; Chordata; Amphibia; Anura; Pipidae
Gene: mtus2.S
Product: microtubule-associated tumor suppressor candidate 2
Exons: 15
Coding region: 470-4453 (1327 amino acids)
Source: RefSeq, a predicted model, not a curated record
GCUCGGGAUAAACAAGGUUGGAUACGUCGCAGCAGCAGUUGCCUCUUUGCAGCCUUUGGGUCGCUGGUCAGAGAGAUCUGCAGAUCGUGGAUGUGGUUGGGAGCGAACUCCGUGACACUGAGGGACCAGGAGGGGAAAUAGAGGAAGAACAGCAGCAGCAGCAGCUCCCUGGAACCCUCCGGCGUGGGCUCUUUGUCUGUGAAUGGAAGGGGUCGCCUCCCGGAAAGGUAGAAAUUCCCACACCUGAGUAUUUACCCACUGGCUGGUCACGAUGCGUGGGAGCAGCACAAGAACAGGGUAAAACACGCAAAAUGUUGCACUGAGGUCAAGAAAACCAUGAAAAGUGGACAGAAAUUGAGCUGGCCCUGAUGUGGAGAUAUGGCAACAAUUGAAUUCCUUAUAUACAAAUAAAACUGUCUAGAAGUGACACCAUUUCAAUUUCUUGUACUUAUGAAACUACUAUUCCAAAAUGAGCACACCUCUGGGUUCAAUCAAGGAAUGUUCAACUGGAAAUCCCAUUAAUAGCAACCAAGAUCAAGUUGACAAUGAAAUCAUGAGCAACUUAGGUGAUGACAAUGCCAACCAAAUAUACCCAACAAGAAAAACUCAGGAACAGAAUUCAGGCAUUGACAAACCAGGGAAGUUGUCCACAUCACAGCCAGAAGACCUGUCAUUUGUGGAGCACAGUACAUUACUCACCUCUGGUCAGGGUUCUCCUUCUUGUGAUCAGCGAUUAAGUGAUCCAAAGUCACCAUCCCUGGUGGAAAAAGUCAUUAGCAAGCAUUAUAUGACUGAUGAUGCUAAAGACAGCUUGAAAACAUCUAGAACUUAUAAUGGACAAUCUCAGGCACAUUCAAAGGCUGAUGUUUUUGACAAAAGUUUGGUGUAUCCUCUAAGCAGAGAUAGUGACUCUUCCCCUAGUAUGUUUAGUAAUAACACUGGUAAACUAACACACAAUGAACAGGUUAAAGGAAUUUCUUUUCCAAAAUCAGGUAUGGUAUCAACAAAAUCAGAAACCUUUGUUAAAGAUCGUAUUUCACCAACACCAUGUUUGACCUCUCCGCCCAAGUAUUUACACACACCACAUUAUGGAAUUAGGGCAAUCAAUUCAUCAACACCAGUUGACCAUUUUUUUGGAUUCUCUUCCCAUACACAAAGUUGCAGCUCAGAGGAAAAAAAGAUUAUACUUUUUUCCAGGUCACCUACCUCAGAUGUCAAUGUCCCUGAAUUUUCUAUAGGCGAGGGAGCCAAUAAGCCAAGCACACAACACCCCAGUCCCACAGGCACUGACCAUCAUUUAAGAGUUCCUUCUAAACCUCAGGUAAUUUUUAAUAUAACAGAAGCACAAGUAUAUCAGGGUCAAACACAAAAAACUUUAGAUAUUUCAGAUUCAAAUGUAUUACAAUCAAAAACAAUCUGUCGGCACAAACAAGACCAGAGUAUGAUGACUGCUUUUUCAGGUACAAAGACAGUGGGCAAUAUUUCUGAAACCAGAACAUCCCCAUCUUCAAAUCUUUAUGCUCCAUUGGGUAAUGUAGACUUGCCCCAAAGUAAAAAAGUUAUAAACCAAGUAGAUAAGGGUUUUGGUACCAGCACUAAAUUAACUAAUUUCAGUCUAGCAAAUAGGAGGCCAAAUGAAUAUGCAACUGAAGCGCUAACAGAACUCAGCUCCAAGUCUGUGAUACGAAAAACAACAUCGCUUUGCAAUUCCCUGGAUAAUAAAGCACAUCUGAAUAAACACAGAGGGUCACUUGAAAGCUUUCUUUGCCAGGACAGCGACAAUAAUUUUGUCUUAAGCAGCAACAUGGCUUCCAUGAAGGAUAAAACAGCUUUAGUUGAGAGCAAAAAGGCGACUGUUGGGAGAAAACAUCAGUCAGAUGGUUUAAAAGUCAGUAAGAAAGACAGCCAGAAGGAUCUAGCUGAUACCUUUUCAUGUGCUCCCACUUUAUCAGGCCCCGUGGCAGCAGUAAAUAUGAAUGAUCAGUGCAUUGCCUCGACAAGCAGCUCUACAGAUUCUAAUGUUUCUCAUGUUGACAGACUGUCACCUUCUUCAGUUCUGCCUCCAUUUGAUGGUACACAUGUCUUAAACCUUUCCCCCAAAGCUGCUAACAAGACACUUUGUAGCAGUGGAAUUCCAAAACCAAUACUAAUACAUUCCAACCCUUGCCUUGCAAGUAAAGGAGAUUCAGACACCAUUGACAAUGACAAGCCAGAAGAUACAACAGAAACAAAUCUAAUCAUACCUAAACCCAAACAUGUCCGACCUAGGAUUAUUACCUACAUUAGAAGAAACCCUCAAACGAUAGACAGACUUCCAUAUGGUCCAGUGAGCAUGCCUUUUGGUUCUCCUGCUUGCAAUGUUCCAAUGGCAAGAGACCAUGAGGUCUUAGGCAGUGACAUUAAUGCUUCCAAUGUAAUACUAGAUAAAUACAAAGUAGACUUGCAGAAACCAAGAAUAUACACGGCUGGUUUAAUGGUGUCUGGAAUAAGGCCCCCUGGACAUCAUUUUGGGCAGAUAAAUGCAAAAUCAAUGGAGGAGACGGCUGAAAGAACAAGGAAAGAAGAAUUCUCUUCUUCCCCAUUUUCUCACUAUGAAGUUCCUCCCAGUUUCUAUCGAUCCACCGUGAUCUUAAAGCCCCAGCUCGGUUUGGGUGCCGUCACCAGAUUGCCGUCAACAAGGAGCAGAAUCUUGGCCGCAAGUCAACGGUCCUCAACCUGCGCCCUUCCACCUCAAGAACAAGUGGCAUCUUCUGAAAGCCUUAUCAAUACAGAAUCUUCAGAGGAUGUGAAACCAACAUCAAUUUCCAAUGGUGUCAAAUCUAAUCUCCCCAAGCCCUGUCAUUUGGGCCUUCGCUCACCUGGUUAUUCCCGGUUACCCGCUGCUAAACUAGCAGCCUUUGGAUUUGUCAGAAGCUCUAGCGUGUCAUCCCUCUCAAGUAACCAGUCCACUGAAAGUGUCCAUAGCGACCACAGCAGAUCAGCUAAUGCAGGUACAAGCCUUGCAACUGAAGAGCAAUCCACUCCAAAGAGCGUCUUGCCUUCAAGGGAUAUCCCCAAGGGUAGCAGUAGGACUUUACUGCAAGUGUGUAGCAGCACGACAAUUCCCCGCAGGAGUUUACUUCCAGCACCGAAAACAUCCCCAUCACCUGCUGGGUUGAAGAAGGAGACACAGAAAGACCAUGAGAUUAUUAACAGACCAGCUCUGUCAUCACCUAAAAGACAAGCACCAACAGCUAACAAGAUUCAGUCUCCAGGACACCCCAAACUCAGGCCAACUAUCUCCAAGAACGGAUAUGCUGCCAAACCAGAAGUACAGUCUCGAGAAACCGAUCGUCAGGUCAUCCAGAAGCUGAAAGAGAAGUGUGAGGAGCAAACAAAGAAACUCUUAUUGGCCAGAGAAGAACUGAAGAAAGCUAGCUGUGGGUUUGCAGUCUUUACCAUCACUACCCAGUACUUCUGUCAGAAGAAUGAAAAUGGCCUUAUAAAGGAAAAGCAGCUGCUGGUUGAACUUGCAACAAUCAGAGAUGAAGUGGUUUUUAAUAUUACCAGGUGUGAGAAAUUACAAAAGGAGAAAGAGGAGCUGGAAAUGAGAUUUGAUAAUGAGGUGAGGAAGCUGGAACACGAACAAGAGGAAGAGAUCCAGGCACUGAAGGACCGGCUGGAGCUGCAAUACAAUGAGGAAACCGAGCAAUUGCAAAUGGAACAAAAUGUCCGACUUGAACGAGUUACAUCCCUACACCAGGAACAGAUUGAAGACAUGGCUGCCACCCAUGAAGGUACCCUGUCCCAGAUAAAGCAGAACUACUUGGCGGCCAUUCAGGCAAUUAGUGCUGAGCAUGAAAACAGAAUUCACGAACUGAAACAGAACCAUGAGCUUGAAAGGAAAACCCUGGAGGACAAUUGUGAAAAACUGCAAUUGACGCUACAGGAUCAGGUGGACACAUUAACGUUCCAGAAUAAUACGCUACGAGACAGAGCAAAGAGAUUUGAAGAAGCGCUAAUGAGAGACACCAAUGAACAGUUUGAGAUUGCUCUAGCUCCAUACCGCCACAUAGAUGAAGAUUUGAACAGUGUGAAACAAGUGCUGGAGAUGAAGAACCAACUAAUCCAUCAACAGGAGAGAAGGAUAAUGGAAUUGGAAAAACUGGCUGAAAUAAAUGUUCUCCUGGAGGAGAAAGCUCAGGUCCUUCAGCAGCAGAAUGAAGACAUGAAAGCCAGGAUUGAUCAGAAUGUGGUUGUGACCAGGAAAUUGUCUGUUGAAAAUGCCAAUCUACAAGAAAGUGUGGAGAAAGAAAGCAAGGAAAAGAAGAGGUUAAGCCGUACCAAUGAAGAGCUGGUAUGGAAACUUCAAACUACCGAGUCCAUGAGUCCCAUCAAACUGCCUUCUUCUCCCAUUAAUCGCUCUGCUUCAGGCUCGCUUUCUCCCUCUAAAGCCAACAUGUCACCGAGAUGAUACUCGGUCAGUGAAUGAAGAACAGACUUGAAGUGAAGUUCACUUGACAAUGAUGUGUUCUAGAAGCAUCUUCCACCCAAUGCAGCCGUUCCCUGCUGUACCUGCCACUGACUGCAAGAGAGAGUAGAGAACCCCUCCUGCUUUCAGAAGAUGACACCAAGCCAAGGAAACGAAGAACACCACAACAGACAACCACAUCCACGUUUCAGGUUCCAUACAGUCCAAAAUGCUGGGGAUGUAUAUACAAUUGUACAUAUACAAAUAAAAAUAUUAACUCCUUUCUUAUUGGAUAAAUGCUUAUGGUCAGCCAUUUUGGAUUUUUUUUUUAAUUGUUGCCUAUGUAUUUUAUCUAAACAGGACAUAUGCCAUUUUUACUCCUAAUAAGGGACUGUUUAUAAAAAGAUCAAUGAAAGCGCCUUUUCUCUUCAUACCAUAACAAAAAACAAAAAGCAGGAUGACUCACCAGCGAAAUGACCCAUAGGUGGAUCUUCUCUGCCUUUGCAAUAAUCGCCAGCAUGUCAGGCUUUCCUAUUUGUUACAGUGUUAGUAAGACUUUUUGUAUUCAGAGUUGACGUUACACAGAACUUGGGAUUUCCUACAACUUCUUGGCCAAGUCCAACAGUAAGCCGCUACCCUAGGUUCCCUAUUUCUGGUUUAAUGUAUGGUCCAUUUUUACUGUGAACAUGAAUGGAAGUAUAAUUAUAAUUAAAAGAAAAGCAACUUUUCAAACUCA